UUGAGCUUGUAGACAGUAGGUAAUUGCGUAAAAAGAGACUAAGCCAUCAGUGAAAGAAAACAAGUUCAAAAGUUGCCAUACGGAUACACAUAUUCAUCAAUCACCAUGCGACGAAUACUGUUGAUAUUGAUGGGAUUAUAUCUGGUGAACUGCUUGCCACCUCCUCAUCCCGCUGUGGUCGCAGUGCUGCAACAAGAGAGACAGCUGCCACCUCACAUGAGGAGUCCGGCAUUUCAAAAUCCUCAUUUACUAAAAUUACUUUCCUUAACUAGUUUACUACACAAAGGAGAGAAAGUGGUAUACGACCGUGAAGCUGACGAUGUAUCGCGCAGGGAAAUUUAUAACAUCCUUACACAUGCAGGCCUCAUCUCCAGGAACCAGUUCCAUAGACCACCAGCUCUACCACAACACCGUCACCAGAAACACUUUAACUCUCAGGCUCAAAACCAUAAUCCCCAUGAGCAACAUAUCUACGAACAAUCGAUAUUAUCCAGUCCUGAACUACUACAACAUUUGUGAUUUAAUGUAAACGUUUCAUUUGUAAAUAUUUAAUGUGAUAUUUUUAAGUAGAAGUUCAAUAACUGUUUAAAGUCUAUGUUUUGGCGGAAAUAACCAAAAAGACUUUAUCAUCAACUGAAAUAAAAAAUAUUUUUUCUAUGAAUGAAGCAGAUUUUAUAUAGUACAUGUCUCAAUGUUAACUAAACAUAAACAAAGCUAUAACCAAUUACUUAUUUUUUAUAAAUUAAAUAAUUUAAUUUGGUUUAACUUUGUUUUACAAAACAAGUAAUAUUUACAAAUUCUUACAAGUAUAUUUAUGAUUUUAAAUAUAGUAUAUUUUAUUACUUUAAAAAUUUCGUACGAUGUUUGAAUCUGUAAAUGUUUGAUUUUUUUAAAGUUUCUUAUUCAACAAUACUUAAAAAAUGAACAGUUUUAAUAAUUCAACUGAUUGAUUGAUUUGACUGGUCCAUUUGGCAUACGUAUAGACUAUGUCUUUAAUUACAUUGUAUAGGGCUACAGCUAGUUAUUUAUAAUUAUUUCAUGUUGGUAUGUUUGUUUUAUUAUUAAGUUUAUUUUUAAGUAUUAAGCCCACGUGGGCCUUUAAUAUUAUUUAUCAUAAGUAUAAAUUGUACAUAAUAGCGUUCCUAAAUCACCAUUGUAAAAAGUUGGUUAUGCUAUUUUAUAUUAAAAAAGAAGUAUUUAGGCAAAAUAAUAAUUAAUAAUUUACUAAUUCAAUUGUAAAAUUAAAAUGGUGUACUAUGCUACACUAAAUAACUUCGUUUUGAUCCAUUCUAGGUGCCUAUUA
Galleria mellonella (greater wax moth) is the source of this 1303-nucleotide messenger RNA. RefSeq lists its product as uncharacterized. The record is from RefSeq and is a predicted model, not a curated record. The transcript has 3 exons. Lineage: Eukaryota; Metazoa; Arthropoda; Insecta; Lepidoptera; Pyralidae. The coding region runs from base 106 to 519 and encodes 137 amino acids.